AGUCAAUUAACAACAAACUAUCACAAAAUGAAAUUCCUCAUCUGUUUGGCUCUCCUCUUCGCCGUUGCCCAAGCCAACCCCGGUUUGGUGGCUCCUUUGACAUACUCCGCCGCUGCCGUGCCCGCUUAUGCCUCCUACGCCGCCGCACCCUACGCCGCGUACUCGACCUAUGCCGCACCAGCUGUUGCUACCUACUCCCACGCUGCUUACUCUGCUCCAGCUGUGGCCACUUACUCACACGUUGCUGCUCCAGCUGUCUACAGCGCUCCUGUUGCCCGUGUUGCGGCUGUUGCUCCAGUCGCCUAUACCGCUCCUAUUGUGUCUACUUUGUUGAAAAAGAAGUAA
Molecule: messenger RNA, 345 nt
Organism: Anastrepha ludens (Mexican fruit fly)
Lineage: Eukaryota; Metazoa; Arthropoda; Insecta; Diptera; Tephritidae
Product: cuticle protein 16.5
Exons: 2
Coding region: 28-345 (105 amino acids)
Source: RefSeq, a predicted model, not a curated record